Messenger RNA from Homo sapiens (human), 1499 nucleotides. RefSeq names its product peroxisomal biogenesis factor 11 gamma (gene PEX11G). The transcript has 7 exons. The record is from RefSeq and is a predicted model, not a curated record. NCBI's taxonomy places the organism in Eukaryota, Metazoa, Chordata, Mammalia, Primates, Hominidae. Bases 657 to 1172 code for a protein of 171 amino acids. Gene Ontology annotation, cellular component: peroxisomal membrane. Gene Ontology annotation, biological process: peroxisome fission.
UUCAGACAUGAUUAUGGAGCAGGCUUGUUUUGUCUUGCUCUGCCGCGGUCACAGAGUGGCCUUGUCUGAUGUCGGCGUCAUGUGAGAUUGUUUAUGUCCAGCAGGAGGACACCAGGGCCCUGCUUUGACUGCCAGGCCAGCUCCUAGCAACACCAAGGCCAGCUGUGAACACCAGGCCAGCUCCUGUGUCUUUUUCAAAGUUCUUAGCUGUGAUGGAUCCUUGCAAUGAAAGAAUUAAGAAGGGCGGGUGCGGUGGUUCACGCCUGUAAUUCCAGCACUUUGGAAGGUCGACGUGGGAAGAUUGCUUAAGCCCAGGGCUCAAGGCCAGCCUGGGUAACAUGAACAAUUCUUAACGUCCAAAGAUAACGUCUUUCCUUAACGUCGAAAGAUGCCUUGUUGUGAUAUUACAGCAGUCAUUCCUGCUCACUACGGGCAGGCAGACAGUGCAGAAAAGGUGAAGCACAAAAACUAAAAAGGAAAAUCUCUCCUUGAACCACUGCGAACAGAUCCGAGUGCUGGGGUACUGCUGCCAGCUGGUUGGUGGAGUUCUGGUUGAACAGUGUCCCGCCAGGUCCGAAGUGGGGACACGUCUGUUGGUGGUGUCCACCCAACUCAGCCACUGCAGGACCAUCUUGCGACUCUUUGAUGACCUGGCCAUGUUUGUCUACACUAAGCAAUAUGGCCUGGGGGCACAGGAGGAGGACGCCUUUGUCCGCUGUGUCUCCGUCCUAGGGAACCUGGCUGACCAGCUCUACUACCCCUGUGAGCACGUGGCCUGGGCGGCUGAUGCCCGGGUCCUCCACGUGGACUCUUCUCGGUGGUGGACGCUGAGUACAACCCUGUGGGCCCUCUCUCUGCUCCUGGGGGUUGCCAGGUCCCUGUGGAUGCUGCUGAAACUGAGACAGAGGCUGCGGAGCCCCACGGCGCCCUUCACCAGCCCGCUGCCCCGGGGCAAGCGGAGGGCCAUGGAGGCGCAGAUGCAGUCGGAGGCGCUGUCACUUCUCAGCAACCUGGCCGACCUGGCCAACGCCGUGCACUGGCUGCCCCGGGGCGUGCUGUGGGCCGGCCGCUUCCCGCCGUGGCUAGUGGGCCUCAUGGGCACCAUCUCCUCAAUCCUCAGCAUGUACCAGGCGGCCCGGGCCGGCGGCCAGGCCGAGGCCACUACCCCCUGACACUGCCGGAAGAGCACAGGGACACAGCCAGAGCCCACGGAGGGCCCUUCCCGCAAAGCAGAAGCCGCCAGGGCAGGGGCCGGGGCUCUCAUGGAGCUGCCUGUGGUGAAACCCAUGGGCAGGGUGGGUGGAGGGACUGAUGCGAGGUCCCCCAGGCCUCAGCCUGGAGCUCCUGAGCCGUGACAGUUUUCAGGGGCCGUGCAGGGCUUCAGCAGCACCUCCUGCCUGCCAGCUGGCGUCUUGUAUCCAAAUCAAGAUGAGGAAGAGGGGGCCUGUCGUGCCUUGAGAAAGCUGGAACGGGAAUCAAUUAAACAUUGUGGUGCUGGC